AUGGCAAUGGCAAGGAGGACAGCACAAGGCCAAGUUGCUUAUCAACGACAGUUAGAGAAAAACCGGCAGAGAGAUUUGUUGCAGCAGAGUUUAGAAGAAGACAGAAAGCUGGCAUUGUAUUAUGAUGAAAGCAUCCAGCGUGAAGAAAAAGUGCAGAAGAGAAGGUUUCUGAGGCAACAGCAGAUCAUGAGCAAAGAGAUGGAAAUGAAUGACUCCAUUGUUAAAGGAGAAAGAGAUAGAAUAAUUAAACAGCAGCAGAUGGAGCAAGAAGAAAACUUGGCCCGCGAGUUGCAGAGAGUUAAACUGGAGCAGUUAAGAGAUGAGAAGAUGAGGCAACAGAUCAGAGAAACAAGCCUUGAGCUCCGAGAGUUGGAGGCUAAACUACGUGCUGCCUACCUCAGCAAAGAAAGAGCUGCUCAGGUUGCCGAAAGGGAAGCCAUGAAGUUCGAUGAAAUGAAACGUGAAUCUGAGAUUUCUCGACACUUGAAGGAGCAGAAUGAGCGAGCAGAGGAGGCAGAAAGACUUAGGGAAAUGGAAAGAUAUAAGGAAAUGGUGAGGUAUCACCAGGAACUGGAGAGGCAGCUGGAAGAGCAGGAGGCCCAGAAACAGCAGGCAUAUGAAGAGUUCCUCAAAGAGAAAAUCAUGAUUGAUGAAAUUGUGCGCAAGAUUUAUGAGGAAGAUCAGAGGGAACUUGAGAGGCAAAUGAAAAAACGGCAGGCUACUCAGAAGUACAUUGCAGAGUUCCAGAAAGCAAGAGAAGAAUGGAAACAGCAGGAGAAGAGAAAGAUGGAAGAAGAAAACAACAGAAUCAUGGAGUUUGCCAAGAAAAUGCAGGAGAGAGAAGAUUUUCUCAGGGCUCAGAAAAAAGAGAAAGAUUCAGCUAUGGGAAAAUUACAUGAAACACUGGCUACAGAGAUUUCACGCAAAGAAGCUGAACGAGAGGAGAUGGAGAGGAUCAGGAUGGAGCUGGUUUUUGAGGAACAAGAAGAGAGGGAGAGACAGAGGGAAAUGGCAGAGGUUGAGAAGCAGAUCAGGCAGAAGAUUGAGCUGCAGAUGACUCAUGCGCAACAGAUGCACGUCAAACAACUGAGGCUGGAAGCCGAGAAGGAAGAAGAAGAAGAGUUCCGAAAACAGAUGCUGGCUAAAUUUGCAGAGGACGAUCGCAUCGAACAGAUGAAUGCUCAGCGUCGCAGAAUGAAGCAGCUGGAGCACCAGAGAGCCAUUGAGAAGCUGCUUGAGGAUCGAAGAGUGCAGUUUGCCCGGGAGAGAGAGGCUGAUGUUGAGGCCAGGUUGGAGGAAGCUAAGCUGGAGGAGUUCAGGAAGAAAGUCAUUGAGGAGGAAAGACAGAGACUGCUCAAGGAGCAUGCCACCAAGUUAUUAGGAUAUUUACCUAAAGGUGUUAUUCGUGAUGAUAGAGAUCUUGAUAUCCUAGGCCCAGAGUUCAGACAGGCGUACACUAAACGGCAGAUAGAUCCUUUUGAUGAAACAGCCUGGCUUUCAAAAUAA
This is a messenger RNA of Candidula unifasciata, 1506 nucleotides long. The record is from the annotation of a GenBank genome assembly. NCBI's taxonomy places the organism in Eukaryota, Metazoa, Mollusca, Gastropoda, Stylommatophora, Geomitridae.